CACCACUGGCGGAAGCCCUGUUUCAGUCGCGCGGCGCUGACUGAUGACGUAAUCUUGAAACCCCUCCAUGUUGCAGGGUAGUAGACUGAGAUAAAACGACACACCGCUGGUUGCCGAGUAACUUUGUGCUGUGUGUUCCCCACGCCCGGUGAGUAUAUCCUGUAUGACCAUAAACCUCUAUGUAUGCUCGGAUAAAAAAAAAAGAAAAUGCUGCAUCCGUCUGUUCCGAAGAGCUUGCAAUCUAAUCCCCUGGUUUUAGCACACUCUUCUAUGGAUUGUUUAACAGUAGAUGUCCCAGGUUAUUGUCAUUGUCCUGUGCUUAUCUGGACGCCUUGUCCCUAAGAGCUUGCAAUCUAUGUCACAGGUUAUUGCCACUGUCCCAUGCUUAUCUGGACGCCUUGUCCCUAAGAGCUUCCCAGAUUAUUGCCACUGUCCCAUGCUUAUCUAGAUGCCUUUUCCCUAAGAGCUUGCAAUCUAUGUCACAGGUUAUUGCCACUGUCCCAUGUUUAUCUGGACGCCUUGUCCAUAAGAGCUUGCAAUCUAUGUCCCAGAUUAUUGCCAAUGUCCCAUGCUUAUCUGGGCGCCUUGUCCCUAAGAGCGUCCCAGAUUAUUGCCAAUGUCCCAUGCUUAUCUAGAUGCCUUUUCCCUAAGAGCUUGCAAUCUAUGUCACAGGUUAUUGCCACUGUCCCAUGUUUAUCUGGACGCCUUGUCCAUAAGAGCUUGCAAUCUAUGUCCCAGAUUAUUGCCAAUGUCCCAUGCUUAUCUGGGCGCCUUGUCCCUAAAAGCGUCCCAGAUUAUUGCCAAUGUCCCGUGCUUAUCUGGACGCCUUGUCCCUAAGAGCUUCCCAGAUUAUUGCCACUGUCCCAUGCUUAUCUGGAUGCCUUGUCCAUAUGAGCUUGCAAUCUAUGUCCCAGGUUAUUGCCACUGUCCCGUGCUUAUCUGGACACCUUGUCCCUAAGAGCUUGCAAUCUAUGUCACAGGUUAUUGUCACUGUCCCAUGCUUAUCUGGACGCCUUGUCCAUAAGAGCUUGCAAUCUAUGUCCCAGGUUAUUGCCACUGUCCCGUGCUUAUCUGGACACCUUGUCCCUAAGAGCUUGCAAUCUAUGUCCCAGGUUAUUGCCACUGUCCCAUGUUUAUCUGGACGCCUUGUCCCUAAGAGCUUGCAAUCUAUGUCCCAGGUUAUUACCCCUGUCCCAUGCUUAUCUGGACACCUUGUCCCUAAGAGCUUCCCAGGUUAUUGCCACUGUCCCAUGCUUAUCUGGACGCCUUGUCCCUAGGAGCUUGCAAUCUAUGUCCCAGGUUAUUGCAACUGUCCCAUGCUUAUCUGGACGCCUUGUCCCUAAGAGCUUGCAAUCUAUGUCCCAGGUUAUUAUCCCUAAAAGCUUCCCAGAUUAUUGCCACUGUCCCAUGCUUAUCUGGAAGCCUUGUCUCAAAGAGCUUGCAAUCUACAGUUACCGAACUGUGAUACUAUGUAUAGCUGGUCAACAGUUUUCCUGUUUACAACAUUAUUCUAUGCUAAUACAGUAAAAUAAAUCAUGAAGGCCUCACACAACAUUGUAUCAUUAAUUAAACAUAUUGUGAUGUAAUUUGCUAAGAGUACUUUCACAAUGGACUACACACACACACACACACUUUUACAGGGUUAUUCACUAAAUUGAUCAUUCAAGGUGAGUUCAAAGAGAAUUUCAAAUGUAAGGCUAACAUGGUGAACUGAAAAAAACAUUCUCUAACUCCACUAUCCUUCCAGUUAAGUGAAUGUGGCUUAAAAUUUUGAAUUUCACUGUGAAUUUUCACUUUUGUGAAUAAACCCAUAAAUAUAACCCAUAGAUUCACUUUAGCGCAGUGAACUGUACUUUUUAAAGGUAGGAACACCAAUUCUCCCGCUGGCAUUUUUUUACUUCAUUGCAUUAUUACUAUAUAGCUACUAGACUGUUUGUGUGUGUGUGUGCGGUUGUUUAUUUUUUUUAUUUUUUUAUAAAUGUCAAUAAUCUCGUUCAUUUUGUCUGAUUUGCUAAGAGUACUUUCACAAUGUAAGCUAGUACAUUGUCACAUUUAUACUUGAUAAAUUUGUAUCUUGAAACCGUAAAACAAUUUGUAACAAAUAACAUUACAAGGAAUCUAAAGGCAUCAGCUGUUUGUUUCAUAAUAGCACAAAAAUAAAUGUGUCAAUAGGGUAAACAAUUUAUACAGAGAAAGAAUGUACAAUUGCAAAUAAGGCAUUAUGGACCGUUAAAGGGACAUUAUAGGCACCAGGACCACUACAAUAGUAUUCUAAAACAUCAGUGUAAAUGUGGACACACCAGUCCUCAUGAUCCAGCAACAGUCCAGGAUUUAUGUAUUUCCUUUUCUAUUCCAAUGGAGCUGUGGACAAAUCCUAAACUGGUGUUGAGAGCUGGUUUGGGAACUACUGGUAUAUAGAUUGAUCUCCCAUGGUUCUAGGGAGCUUGCGAUCCAGUUUUACAUGUCAGCCGCAUCAUCCACUAUUCUAAAUGUAUCUAAUGUGUUUUUUUUUUCUCUAUUCCAUGUAAGCCUUCAACAUGAAUAAAGAUGCUCAGAUGAGAGCUGCAAUUAAUCAGAAACUCAUUGAAACAGGGGAGAGAGAACGGUAAGUAAAGACCUUUUCAAAAAUAUAAAUGGAGAUAACUGCACAGAAUGCAUUCACAGAAUCGAAGCGUAAAAAGGCAUAUCAUCAAAUCCUUUUGGGUUCUUAAGUUCUCCUAUUUUUCUUUGGCUUUCACCUCUUCUAAAAUGGACCAAAUAAAUAAUAGUUGGUGGCUGUGAUUGGUUAAGAGCUGAUCAUUUCUAGCCUAUCAAAACUUCCAUUGCCGGUAUGAUUUGGUAUGACUAGAAAGAAAUGUUCAAUCUCUUCCUUCACGAUUCCUCUCAGGCUGUGGGUGGCCUCUGAUCCUUCUUUAGGGUUAAACUGCUCAGAAGUGGCUUAACAUUGAAUGGAGAGACUGUUCCAGGAGACUUAAAGGACUACUCUAGGGACCCAGACUACUUCAGCUUAAUGAAGUGGUCUGAGUGCACGGUCCAGCUAGGGUUAACCCAUUUUUUUCAUAAACAUAGCAGUUUGUUUAUCAAUGGGUUAAGCCUUCCCCCAAAUCCUCUAGUAGCUGUCUCAUUGACAGCCGCUAGAGGCGCUUGCGUGCUUCUCACUGUGAUUUUUCAGUGAGAAGACGCCAGCGUCCAUAGGAAAGCAUUAUGAAUGCUUUCCUAUGUGACCGGCUGAAUGCGCGCGCAGCUCUUGCCGCGCGUGUGCUUUCAGCCGCAUGGGAGGAGAAGAGGAGGAUCAGAGGAGGAGAGCUCCCCGCCCAGCGCUGGAAAAAUGUAAGUUUUAACCCCUUUCCAGGGGCGGGAGAGUGACCCUGAGGUUGGGGGCACCUUCAGGGCACUAUAGUGCCAGGAAAACGAGUGUUUUUCCCUGGCACUAUAGUGGUCCUUUAAGGCACUAUAGCCACUUCAAUAAGAUGAAAUGGCUAUAGUGCACAGUGUCCAUUUAAUAUAAAUUUGAAAGACAAUGUUAUCAUGACUUUUUUGUAUGAGUAAACAGGAAGGGUGACCAAUAUAACCAAGAUUAAUAAAAUAGAAAAACAAGCAUUUUUUUCUGAAAUUUUUAAUUAUCAAUUUAACUAUGAAAAUAUUUUAUGUACAGGCUGUCACUGUAUGUGCUUAUCAUGUAAACAAAGAAAGUUUGAUCAUAUUGCAUAGCAACUAGCACUAUUCUGUGAGCACGCUCUUUCUGUAAUUUAUGUUUUCUGUCUAAUGGCAUGUACUAUGCAUGCAUUAUGGCUUGAGAAAGGAGGAGGGCAGGUCAAAACAGGAGCUCUUAACUUUAAAACUAUAUGCUAGGAAUACAAACUCCUGUCCCUAGCACUAUAGUUUCCCCUUUGCUUGCGCAACCCCCACCCUCCCACUGCAGAGCAGAACCCUUUGUCAUUUACCUGAAUACAGCAUCGAUGUCUCUUAGCACUGGGUCAGGCUCUGUCUUUGCUCCUCGUUACACCUACGUCAGGGACAUAAUGCAAGAGCUCUACAAGCGCAUUAGGACAGCCCCAUAGGAAAGCAUUAUAUAAUGCUUUCCUUUGGGGUUUUUGGUAACAUUGGAUGUCCUCAUGCAUAGUGUGAGGACGUCCAGCUUCAGUUUUACGAUUCAAAGUCGCCUAACUUCCAGACCGCCAGUAUAGGUGGAGUUUACCCUAGAUAGUAAUUAGUGCCGUUUCUCAAAAUAAUUACUAUUGCAGAUUUAAGGGGACUGAGACAGUGCACCCAGACCACUUCAAUCCGCUAAGGUGGUCUGGGUGUCUAUAGUGUCCCUUUAACACUGAGUGUUGGAUGUGUGUUUUUUGUUUGUUUGCUAUAAAAAGAGCAUAUUCAUCACCAAGAAAAGUAUUGUGCUCUGACUGUCAUCCCAGUUCUAUAAAUACAGCUAUAAUUUUGAGACUUCCUGGUUUGGCCUGACACUAUCCUGAGUUAGGAGUUCUAAUUCUGAAUCUUGUUUUACUCUCCCUAUCCGUGGCAGCACAGUAAUGUGUUAGCCCCUCCCAUCCCCAAAGAGACAGGAACCUGAUUAGUAACCCCUCCUAUCCCUCCUGCCCUCAGUCAUGGAUUUCAUCAAACAAGCGAUUUCUCAGGGUAUUAGAGGUCAGUAAGUUGCGCAAAAGGCCCAGAAACCAGGAUCCUGUAUGGUCCAAAGAUUAAUCUUCUGAUAUGGAAGGAAGAUGGAAUCAUGAAGCAGAGGAUGAUUACAAACUGAUUUUCACAUUUUAUUUAUUUUUGCCUGUAGGUGGCACUAAUAGGAAUUUGGUCCUUUGGUUUUUUUUUUCUCACAUUUUUAUGAAAUGUGGCAUGUGCCUUGCUUCUCUGAGGGCUCCAGUUAUUGUUCAAUCCUGCAAACAUUUGUGUGGACUCUAUACUGUAUGUGUGUAAUUAACAUAUAAUCCAUAUUAUAAAAUGCAAUUUACAUUUUUUUUUUUCUUUCUCUCAUUCUAUUUUGUAGUGUCUAAGCUCAGUCUUUGGUUUUAUUGUUAUCCACCAUUAUUGCACCUUUUAGUUUCAUAUCAAAUUGUGUAGCACACAGGACGAUGUACAUUAAAAGUAAUGCCUGUAAUAUCAUGGCUACAAGUUGGAAUCAUUCUGCCCUUCUCCAGAUCUUUCUCAAUCCUCAUUUGCUCUUUCUCCAGUGGAUGGCAAAAAUGCUGCCUGCUUUAAAUCCUUGAAAGGUCUCUUGCAUUCCAACAUUUGCUGCUCUAUUGUUUUACUUGAUUGACAUUACUACCUACUGAGUGCCCAAACCAUGCCAAAGCAAAAAAUUGUAUGGGUCAUACCACUGAGACUCCGAGUGUUAAAAUGAAGUCUCCACCAGGCAGGGUGCCUAGCAAGGAGGACAUAGCAUGCAGGCGGUCUCCUGUUGGCCUUGUCACGUUUUCUGAGGCUCUCGUUAACUGAUUUCUCCAAUAUAAAAGGGGCUUUGCAGCAGGAAAAUGCAAACAAUAGAAAUUCUUUAAUGUUUAAGUAAGAACUGAACAAAUAUUUGAGGGAUUUCAGAGUCAGAUGGACAGACCUCUUUAAGCGCUAUCUCCCUUUUAUAGGAACCCCAAGAGGUGUGUCCAUAAUCAAUAUGUAUUUUACCAGACAGACCUUUUAUCAGACAGAAGAAUAUUUUUAAGAGCCAUAAAUGUGGGAUUAGUUAAGCCUUGUGUCACAUUUCUGUUUGACAUUUUACCUUACUUAAAAAAAAAAAAAAAAAAUAUAUAUAUAUAUAUAUAUAUAUAUAUAUAUAUAUAUAUAUAUAUAUAUAUACAUACAACAAAAUUACCAACCCAUUAAACCAUGAAAGGUAGCAAAAAGCUGUUUGUGGCUGUGCUUGCAUUGCGUGCAAGGAAAUGCUUAAGAUGUCUGAUGUGUAUACUGCUAGAUCACAGUAAUGCCACUUUGCCAGAAAACCUGUUUAGUUGUGAAAAAUACUGUCUCUGUUUGGACUGAAUCAGUCAAAUCUUGCUCCUGUCUGUCCCUGCAGUGUUCUGCAAGAUAAAAUGAUAUAAAAAGUGACUUCCUAACUGAUAUAUAUUAUAAGUUUAGGGAGUGUGGCAACUCUUGCACUUUAAAAAAUCUUUUUCCUUCCAUUAUGCUUCCUAAAAUUGCAUCUAAUUAUUAUUUUUUUCUGUAGCAGUGCUAUAAAGCUUCUCUGUUUUUAUAAAAAUAACUUAUUCAAUCAACUUGGCUUCAUUUUAUGGGUACUCUUAUGUCAGUGACCUAAAUCCCUAAUCAAUAUUUCUGGUAAGUUGGAAUUUUGCCAAUAAGGCAUGGUUAAAAAGUGGCAAUCCAGUUUCUCUUUAUGAACACAGAGGACAAGGAGACAGGCAGAUUCAGAACACCCAUGUUUGGCCAAAGUGGCUAGAUGGACACUGGUUGGGCUUUAACCAUUUAUGCAAUUGGGGGGGAGGGGGUUGGAGAGGAAAAACAAUGCAAAUUAUUUGUACAACUCUUGUACAUUCCUUGGAAAUAGAUUCCUUAAUCUGACUGUGGGAGAGUGGUUAGAGAAAUGUAGCCAGAAUAACCCACCUGUAAUAUAUUAACAAAAAACACCCCAGUCAGACACAGUAUGCACACACUAGAUACAUUAUACACACCAUGGCACGCUGCUGUAUACACAAUGACACAGUAUAGAUAAAAUACACACUUACACUCAAUGCUUCACUCACCGUCAGACACCGUAUACACAUUGUAGGUACUUUUCAUGUGAUUUAGCAAACUUUCCACUUCAGGUUUUUUGUUUUGUUUUGUUUUUUUAAACCCGCUGUGAUAUUAUUUAACAUCUAGUGAUGUUGUGCAUAUAUAAUUAGGUAUGCAAGUUAGCAUGUCCAGUAUUUAUUUCUCUCUCAAUCAAAAGUGAGAACCCUACUUCUACUCCGUUACUCACUAUUUUGUCUUUUUAGCCUGAAUUUUUCAGUUCUGUUUUCAAUAUAUGACAGUUUGGUGUACAAAGCUAAUAUCUCUUUCUAGGAAAGUAAUGGUUUCUGGGUCUUUUUAUUCUCCUUUACAUGUCGUGACACUUAUUUGCACAGAUCUUUAUGUUAUUGCUUUUUUUUACUUGGCAACUUACUGUCACAUUCCACUCAUGCACACCUACCUUGUGAUGUGCACUAAGUCUAACACAUCUCUAGCCUGGAGUAACAGCAAUAAUAAACCUGUCAGCAAUAGGGCUUAGAUGCUUGUAAUUAGUAACUGGCUGUCAGCAGACUUUAGCAAAAAGUGUCACUUUAAUAAUGGAAAUAAGUGUCUCUCUUCUUCAAACACAAUGGCUUACUGCAGGCAACCACUCCAGCUCAAACAUGCAGUUGCUAUGACACCAGGCUAAUAUACUGUGGAGGCAUUCACUACUUAAAGGAACACUAUAGUCACCUAAAUUACUUUAGCUAAAUAAAGCAGUUUUAGUGUAUAGAUCAUUCCCCUGCAAUUUCACUGCUCAAUUCACUGUCAUUUAGGAGUUAAAUCACUUUGUUUCUGUUUAUGCAGCCCUAGCCACACCUCCCCUGGCUAUGAUUGACAGAGCCUGCAUGAAAAAAAACAACUGGUUUCACUUUCAAACAGAUGUAAUUUACCUUAAACAAUUGUAUCUCUAAAUUGCACUUUAAUCACAUACAGGAGGCUCUUGCAGGGUCUAGCAAGCUAUUAACAUAGCAGGGAAUAAGAAAAUCUCAAUUAAACAGAACUUGCAAUAAGGAAAGCCUAAAUAGGGCUCUCUUUACAAGAAGUGUUUAUGGAAAGCUGUGCAAGUCACAUGCAGGGAGGUGUGACUAGGGUUCAUAAACAAAGGGAUUUAACUCCUAAAUGGCAGAGGAUUGAGCAGUGAGGCUGCAGGGGCAUUUUCUAUACACCAAAACUGCUUCAUUAAGCUAAAGUUGUUCAGGUGACUAUAGUGUCCCUUUAAGAUGAUUUGGAUAAUUAAAGGGAUGAUUGACCGUGUAGGUUGACUUUAGGUUUCAAAGGCCAUAUGGUGUAAGUAAGAUAUAAUACAAUUACUUGUCUAUAUAAUACAGGAUAUGGUCACACACUCACCAUUGUAUGUAACCCUCUAAAAAAUAAAAAAGUAAAAUGUUCAUGUAGUGAAAAAUUAUAUAUUUUUUUAUGUUUAGUGUCUUUUUGUGAACUGAAUGUGUUUUGUGUGUAUUAUCUUCAGUGUGCAAUGUAAAACUUUUUUUUUAAUUUUUUUUUUUUAUUCUUUUUAGACUCAAAGAGCUACUGAGAGCAAAAUUAAUCGAGUGUGGAUGGAGAGAUCAGCUAAAGGCACACUGCAAAGGUAACGUUUCAACGUAAGAAUGUUGCACAAACAGCCAGAAAACCUAUAGUAAGCAAUUUGGUCUUUACAUUAUACUAUCCUAAUUAUUUACAGCUAUGUAGACCUGUAUACAAGUAAUUUUACUGACCUAUUCCAUGAUGACUGGUUGGUGUAACAAUGACAAACGAAUUCAUUGUUUUAAGAUACAGUUAAACGAACACGUAAGUGUUAUGAACAUAUGCAUGUAUUUCUAAAGCUGUAGUGUUACUCUACCCUCACUCUGCUCCACUGUGAGGGUUUUAAUGGUAAGCUUUAUUUAUCAAUGCUCCUUAACAGCGCUGCUCUCAGCAAGGUUGCCCCUCUUCCUCGGUUGAGAUAAUCAAACUUUAUUAUCUAAACCAGUCCAAUGUUUCCCCAUAGGUGGCUAGUGUGUAUACACAACAGUGUCGCGUUGCACCAAUCAAAUGAUCUCGGAGGCCAUCUGAUUGAAUGAGUUUGACUCCGUUAUGGAAGACUGCCACUAGAGUUGUAUUUAGCCCUUCCUUGUAAAAAGUGCUGUGUCUGCAAAAUGGCAAUGCUUUACAUGGAAGGGUAAAAAUGACAGGACCACUGCACCCACAACACUCCAUUGAGAUGAAUUGAUCUGAAUGACUUGAUCCUUUAAGCACCAAGGGCACAUAAUGCUUCAGAUAGAAUUUUUGUUUUGCUUGACUGCUGUUAAAUUAAGUACUAUUAGUUAUAACAUCAAAGCCCUACCCCUUUCUGUAUUUUCUCUCACUAGGCUUAGUUCUCUUAAGUUCUGCUAAUUUCUGUGAGGUUCCCUUUAAUCAAAUGGGACGCCGCUGUUUUUACAUAGAUCUCGUUAUAGCAGUGAGAUUUGCAUGGGGAAAAAAACACCAUUCAAAUGUAAACAAAUAUACUCUGCUAAUCACAAUACACUUUUUUUUUUUUUUUGGCAAAUGGUGUUUAACAAAAAUUAUUUUUUUCUUUUAAUUGUAAAACUUUUUAAUAUUUAAAAAUCUGUAAUGAGAUGAUUUGCUAAUAUUUUCCUUAAUAUCUUAAUUUAUUCAUAUGGGUUGGUUCUGAGGAGUAUCGGUUAUUACACUGCAAUGAAUGGCUAAACUCCCACACAUAUCCACCUUUCUUUCUUUUAAUGUUUUAAUCAUAAACAUAUGGUUUAUUUUAGAUGUAAUCAAUGAAAAAGGCCUUGAACAUGUAACUGUUGAUGAUUUGGUUGCAGAAAUCACACCUAAAGGCAGAGGUAAGUGUCCUCUCUGUUUUUGUUCUUAUGUUGACGUAAUCUAAGGAAGAAUUAUUCAUUUCUACAUUAUCAUCAUAUGUUCUGCUUAUGUUAGAAGAAGUUUUUAAAGGUACUUGCAUCACUUUGACACAACUGUCUCAUUUAACAGCUGUAGCUUUGAAUGAGACUGUUGCCUUACCCUGCAAGCUGAAAAAAAGCAGAUAAAUGUGGGUUUUAUUCAUAUUUAUCUGUUUAUUCUUUCUUGGGCUUUCCACACUUACUCUAGGAAGUACACUGAUCUAACCAAUCCGUAUCCUAUCCCUAGGAAUGCUGAAAAAGUGAUCUCUUCACCUAGUAACCUCCUGACUGGGUGAAAAGAGGAAAUCUAAUCAGGGUGCUCAUGCAGAGCAGGCUCCGUUGUCUGUUUUUCUCUCUCCUGCUGUUUGCUGAUUUUAAAAAAAUUGUCAAGUGAUGCAUGUCCCUUUCAAGUAACUUCACUAAUGUAUGAAUUGAAUAGGAUUGGCUGAUAAAUCUCAACAGCCAGUAAUCCUCAGUAUUUGCAGCAAAUGAUCGACUCUCAGAAAGAACUGUUUGUUUGGUUUUUUUUGUUUUUUUUUCUUAUUUUCUUUUUCAUUUGCAUAUUUUAAAUGCACAAUGUUCUCCAUUAUGCAUUAAAAUUAGAGAUGAACUCUAACCCAAAGUGUCCCCUUAAUAAUUAUUAAUCUAAGGUAGGUGCUAUAUAUUGUUAUGGUGAGCCACUAUAAUGCAAUGCUGAGACAUUAUUCACAUGUAUAUAUGAUAUGUAUUAAUUUGCUCUUAUUACUUUGUCUUCUUUCAGCUCUUGUGCCUGAUAGUGUGAAGAAAGAACUGCUGCAAAAAAUCCGUACUUUCCUUGCUCAACACGCCAGUCUUUAAUUUGAAAUAUUAUCCUUUUUUUUUAUAUAAAAUAAUGUAAACUGUUUUUUUGUUGUUUGUUCACUUUUGCAUAUGUAAGAUUUUUUUUUUUUACACCAUUUUACAGCAUGUUUUAAUAAAACUGUGCCAUAUUAAUUGUUGUUGCUGUAAUUUUAACUCCUAAUGAUAAUUUGUAGCUUAUCCUUCAUUUCUUUUAGACCUAAAAACCUAAGCAUCACAGGAGAUGUAGGUCACAAACUUCUAGAGUGCCACAUUUAACGAUACGAUACAAAUAGAUUGGUAACAUUUCGAACCACUAGAGUUCUUUGUCAAACACUGAUGAAGAUUCCAGGCGUGCCGACGUGCUAUAACAAAGAACACAGGGGAAGGAGAACAAGUCAAUUAGCUUUCCCUUGUCCCAUGUAUGUUUUUGUUUGCUAGUGCAAUUGCAGAAAGAUUGUAUAUCCAUCUGGAUAUCAGACUAAUCCCACCCAUAAGGGCAGUCCAGAACUGAUGUCCCAGGCAGAUCACCAGAGAUAAAGCAAUGAUUGUUUCAGCCUUUUUAGUGAAAUAUGGCUGAUACCCCUUUGGCUCAGUGAGCAAAGAGACAGUGUUUGGAUUAAUCUUCUAGCUUCAGAGGGACCAUCAGAACUACCUAAACUUCACUAAAUUCUGAAUUGUCGCAAAUUAAAAUCUGAAAGGCUAAACUGAGGAUUUAAUGGAGCUCAGUUGGAGCAUUUUUCCAGACAAGCUAUUUGUUUUGCCAUGUGUAUCUUAAUUUGCUGCAGUAUAGAGUUAAGUAAAAUUAACAAAAUUUAAGUAUUUGCGAAAAAUCUAAACAGUAUGGUUACUGAAAAUGUUAAAAAAUAAAAUUUCCAGGUCUAUGACGGUAUCUCCUUCAUUCACAAGCUUUCAUGCACAGACCUAGAUUGCAAAUACAAUUUUAGAAGGAAAGUAAGUGUUCCAUCCAUCUUAAAUGGACUGUGUGUAUGAAAUGAAAUAAUUUUGAAAUAAAAUCAAAAUAAACUA
Messenger RNA from Pelobates cultripes (western spadefoot toad), 11444 nucleotides. NCBI's taxonomy places the organism in Eukaryota, Metazoa, Chordata, Amphibia, Anura, Pelobatidae. The record is from the annotation of a GenBank genome assembly.